Messenger RNA from Paramisgurnus dabryanus, 1222 nucleotides. RefSeq names its product MKRN2 opposite strand, tandem duplicate 1 (gene mkrn2os.1). The record is from RefSeq and is a predicted model, not a curated record. NCBI's taxonomy places the organism in Eukaryota, Metazoa, Chordata, Actinopteri, Cypriniformes, Cobitidae.
UGAGAAAGCGAAACUGAUCUGAGGUCAGACUUAGACAACAGGUAACGCGAGUCUCAGUCUACCACCAAUGGACCAAACUGUGAUCAAAUACAGACAUUGCGGAAGAGACGUUUACUGUUUUUCGUGUUCAAAUGCUCAUUUUAAUAAACAAACUGAUGAUUUAAACAGACGCGAGUGUCCGAUCUGCCGUCACACUCUUACAUUUGGCCUAUUGGACGCACCUGUCGCGAUCACCUGCCCUUUCAUUAACGCACAUAAAGUCUCGUGUGCUUUUAUAAUAGGAUCAGUUCACGGCCCAUCACAUUUAGGAGAAUGGCUUGACACAGAAAUACAUGUGGGACUCACAAAUUCACAAGGUCUGGUUUAUAACUACACACUGUCAGGGGUCCAGAGAGAUGAUCAUGGUUGGGAACAGUGUGUCUGUGUACAGUUGGUCCCACCGUGGAGACAUGACCUGAGAGAUUCAUGGGACAGAGAACUGAACGAGUUUUCUCUACUCCCAGAAUGGGUUUCAGAACGAUUUCAUGAGGAGAGGGAAUUUGGAUCGUGUUGUUACGGUUUUGCUUUGACUUUCAUAAACCGCAUGCGCUCACUGGAUGGAAAAGUGGCUUUGAGUAGAGAUGAGUUCACAGGAUGUCAUGUUUUACCCAGAAUAAAGACAGUGUCCACAUACAUCAACAUCUACCAUACAAUAUUACAACAUGGAUUUUACAUAGCUGACAAAUUGGAUAACAUGUGACACAAUUGUUUUGAUGAAACAAGCAAAAUGUAAAGGUGGUGUAACCAAUAUAUUCCAGAGUGAAGGUGGUAUCACCAAUCAUUGUCUAUUUGACAGGUAAGUUUUAAUGCGCUCACUGUGUCAUGCUGAAUCUUUGUUUAUUUGAUAGUUUUAUUUAAAAUUAUAAUACUGAAAAUAGUUUAAAAGUGUUAAAAAAUUACAUUUAAGAACAAUAAUAAAAAACUAUUUUAGACAACCGUAAUUUGCAUUUAUUAAAAUUGUUAGCUAAAUUAUUAGCUUAUUAAAAUUAUUUAGCUUAAUUUUUAUUUCUUAGGGGAAUAUAGCAGUUGGACCCACCUGACCUUUAUAAUGAAUUUACAUAAAUAUACGUUUUAAAUGCAAUUUAACAUUGGUUGUACCACCUGACACAUAAAGUGUACCAGCCCACCCAUGUGAUGUGAUGAUGUGACAUCAUGUUCACCGUUUAUACUUGUUAACUUCUUA